Messenger RNA from Coffea eugenioides, 2472 nucleotides. Its product is annotated as G-type lectin S-receptor-like serine/threonine-protein kinase RLK1. Lineage: Eukaryota; Viridiplantae; Streptophyta; Magnoliopsida; Gentianales; Rubiaceae. Gene Ontology annotation, biological process: protein phosphorylation. Gene Ontology annotation, molecular function: protein serine/threonine kinase activity; ATP binding. The transcript has a single exon. The record is from RefSeq and is a predicted model, not a curated record. The coding region runs from base 15 to 2408 and encodes 797 amino acids.
GGCCUAAACUUGCAAUGGCCUAUACAUUUUUCCAUCUCAUCUUCUUCAUAUUACUCAUUCCACUCUGUUCUUUGGCUCAAAAUAACGGGAUAGUGCCUAUAGGCAGCAUCCUAACAGCAAAUGAAGCAUCCAACCCAUGGCUUUCACCUUCUGGCGAUUUUGCAUUCGGAUUCCAACAACCUGACGAUAAAGAUCUGUUCUUGCUUUCCAUUUGGUAUCAUAAUAUACCGCAAAAAACUGUUGUCUGGUAUGUGAACUCAAGCGAUUCAAUUCCACGAGGUUCGACAGUUAAGCUUGAUGCUCAAAUUGGGCUUGUGCUCCGUGACCCUCAAGGCGUACAACUCUGGAGUACAAACGCCAUAUCCGAUCAACUAGAUCAUGGUUUUAUGAAUGAUACCGGCAAUUUUGUCCUUAAGGGGGGAGAUAACAGCUCGCUGUGGGAAAGCUUUAGCUUUCCAGCUGAUACCAUAUUGCCGUUGCAGGAAUUGGAAACUGGCAGUGUUCUUAAUUCUAGACAAUCAGAAACCAAUUUCUCGCAAGGGAGAUUCUCUCUCCAAUUUCUUGAUAAUGGAGAUCUAGUGCUUACUGCUCGAAGUCUGCCAAACACUACUUAUGAUGAUGUUGUAUACUACAACAGUCAGACUUCUAAGCCUACAAAUACAUCCAAUUCCGGUUAUCGCCUUGUCUUUGGUAGCAGGGGCAUCAUUUCAAUAGUGAAUAGCAACAAUCAAACGGAACAAAUUGGCUCCCCAACACUUUUUCCUCCUGUUGCAGAAGACUAUUUCAGGGCAACACUGGAUUCUGAUGGAAUACUCGCUUCAUAUUAUCAUCCUCGGAAUUUUACUGGUAAUCAAAACUGGACAGUUCUUUGGUCUGAGCCAGAUGAUAUAUGUAGCGCUGCAGCAGCAGAAACAGGGAGUGGUGCUUGUGGAUAUAAUAGCAUUUGCAAUCUUGUAAAUGGAAGACCAGCUUGCGAGUGUCCAGAUGGGUAUACAUUGCUUGAUCCAAAUGACAAGUCCGGAAGCUGCAUGCCAAACUCUACUCCGAGCUGUGACGAAGUUGAACAGGGAACUGCAGGCGAGUUAUAUGAUUUUGUGGUGAUCAAUGGCACAGAUUGGCCAAAAUCCGACUAUCAGAUUAUGAGACCAUCGACUGAAGUAGGCUGCAGAGAGGCUUGCUUACAUGAUUGUUUCUGUGCUGCUGCCAUUUUCAGAAACAAUACUUGCUAUAAGAAGAAGCUUCCUUUGUCCAAUGGGUGGACAAGUGGCAUACUUAAUACAGUAGCCUUCCUUAAAUACCGAAAAAGUGAUGCUCCUCCAGGAAUGGAAGGACCAAGUUCAAGACCAAAGGACCGGGAAACUUUGAUAGUGGUAGAAUCUGUUCUCCUUGGAAGCUCCUUUUUUCUGAAUAUCUUAUUAAUUGUUGCAGCUUGUUCGGGUUUUUAUCUCAUUUAUAAGAAAAAGAUGAUGAAAUCCCGUCCAAAUGGCGAAACAAACUUGCGCUAUUUCACGUACAAGGAGCUUGUAGAAGCUACAAAUGGAUUCAAGGAAGAGUUGGGAAGGGGAUCCUUCGGAAUUGUAUACAAAGGUGAGCUGCAAAUAAGUUCCAAAAGCAGUGGAAUUGCAGUGAAGAAGCUAGACAGAGUGGCUCAAGAUACAGAGAAGGAAUUUCGUGCUGAAGUGAAUACAAUAGGCCAGACUAAUCACAAGAAUUUGGUCCGCCUGCUUGGAUUCUGUGAUGAAGGACAGAAUCGUUUAUUGGUGUACGAGUAUAUGAGAAAUGGCACUCUAUCAAGCUUCCUUUUCACUACUCCGAAGCCUAGUUGGAAACUGAGAACACAAAUUGCCGUGGGAAUUGCAAGGGGGCUCACAUACCUGCACGAAGAAUGCAGUACUCAGAUUAUCCAUUGUGACAUAAAGCCUCAGAAUAUACUUCUUGACGACUAUUACAAUGCUCGAAUUUCUGACUUUGGAAUGGCAAAGCUUUUGGCCAUGAAUCAGAGCCGAACACUCACUAAUAUCCGAGGAACAAAAGGUUACGUUGCUCCUGAAUGGUUCAGGAACACCCAAGUUACUGCAAAAGUUGAUGCCUAUAGCUUUGGUGUCUUGCUACUUGAAAUCAUCUGUUGUCGAAGAAGCGUGGAGAAUAUUGAAAGUGUUGAAGAAGGUUAUGCAAUCCUAACAGAUUGGGUUUGGGAUUGCUUCCAAGAAAGAAGGUUAGAUACUUUGGUAGAAAAUGAUUCAGAGGCCUUGAAUGACAAGAUGAUGCUGGAAAGAUUUGUUAAGGUUGGCAUAUGGUGUGUUCAAGAGGAUUCAUCUAUUAGGCCUACAAUGAGGAAAGUAAGCCAGAUGCUUGAGGGAAUUGUUGAAGUCAUGGUUCCUCCUUGUCCAUCCCCUUUUGCAAGCUGAGAUUAUUAAUUGGUUUUAGUUGUUUUGGCAGAACCAAAGAGUUAGACUAAUGUAGUAAAUUCCA